AUGGUUAAGGAAGGAGUGCUUCCUUCUGUUGCCACUUACAAUGUUUUGAUUCAAGUUUUGUGUAAGAAAGAUAGUGUAGAGAAUGCUGUAUUGGUGUUUGAAGAAAUGGUGGGCAAGGGUUAUGUGCCCAAUUCCAUAACGUAUAAUUUGAUGAUCAGAGGAUUGUGUCACGCAGAGAAAAUGGAUAGAGCAAUAGAGUUGUUGGAAAGAAUGAAGCAAGAUGGGUGUGAACCAAAUGUCCAGACCUACAAUAUUCUGAUUAGGUACUUUUGUGAUGCUGGCGAGAUGGAGAAAGGGUUGGAUGUAUUUGAGAAGAUGGGUGUUGGGGAUUGCUUGCCAAACUUAGAUACUUACAAUAUUUUGAUUAAUGCAAUGUUUGUGAGGAAGAGAUCAGAUGAUAUGUUGGUGGCUGGAAAGCUGUUAGUUGAGAUGAUUGAUAGGGGAUUUAUGCCUAGGAGACUGAGUUUCAAUCGAGUUUUGGAUGGGCUUUUGCUUACAGGCCAUCAAAGUUUUGCGAAAGAGAUUUUGAGACUGCAGAGUAGAUGUGGACGUGUUCCGCAGCAGUUCAAACUAUGA
Carica papaya (papaya) is the source of this 576-nucleotide messenger RNA. It is a transcript of the gene OTP43, whose product is annotated as Pentatricopeptide repeat (PPR) superfamily protein. Gene Ontology annotation, molecular function: protein binding. The record is from RefSeq and is a predicted model, not a curated record. NCBI's taxonomy places the organism in Eukaryota, Viridiplantae, Streptophyta, Magnoliopsida, Brassicales, Caricaceae.